Molecule: messenger RNA, 1818 nt
Organism: Bathycoccus prasinos
Lineage: Eukaryota; Viridiplantae; Chlorophyta; Mamiellophyceae; Mamiellales; Bathycoccaceae
Exons: 1
Coding region: 1-1818 (605 amino acids)
Source: RefSeq, a predicted model, not a curated record
AUGCACGACGACGACUUUGACGAUGAAAAUCAUCACGGUUCAACAGAAAGACUGUGCAGCGACUCAAAUUUCGCCCCGCGAGCUCGACAGCUCCGCGUUUUCGCCGAACGUAAAAACAGAACGAACGAUUUUCUUCGCCAACUUCGCGCGACGAAGACACCAGCGGCGCUUUCGUCGCCAGUGAAUUCGACGAGAAAAAAAGAAGAAGAAAACAAAGGAAAGAAGUGUACUUCGAAAUGGAGCUCGAAAGCGAAAGCGAAAGUGGACACGCGACGACGACGCGAAAAGAAGCGCGAGCUCGAUGAGUCGAAGGAAAAGAAGAAAAAGAAGAAGAGCGUCGUCGAAAACGUCGUCGUCGUCGACCACGCCGUUGAGAAGGAGGUGGAGAAAAAAAUCGAAGAAGAAAAAAACGCGACAACAAUGUCGUUGGAUGACGACGACGACGACGACGAAAGAGAACCGUUGGUGACUCGAAGAGCCAAAGAAGCGGUGAACAUGUUGAAAUCUAAUCCGGUGUCGCCGAGAGAAAACGUGGAACGGUAUUACGAGUGCAUAGAAUUAUUACGCGAACGGAGGAAACGCGCGGCGAGAGACGCGUUUCAAAAAGCAAAGAGUAAACGAGAGGAACGGCGAAAGCGAAAAGAGGAGGAAAAGGCAGCGAGAAUGGCUGCUCUAACUACCGCAGCUGAUGGAGAUUGCGGGGACGAGGGAUGCAAGGACGAAGAAAGCGCGGAGUCCUCCGAUAGCGACGAAGGCGAAGAAGACGAGGAAACGCGGAAAAAAAUCUUCGAGAAGGAGCUACAGUAUGAGUUUAAAACGACUUGGAAAGAUAUCGCGCACGAAUCGAAAGACAUGAUGAAUAAAGAAACACAAAGAAACGCGAUUAAAAGUUUAGAGUUGGAAUUGAGACGCGCGUACAUUUCCGCGCGAUUGAUUUUCAAGCAUUACGCGCUUUUGACGAAACCGUUCGACGAAAAUAUCGGCGCCGCAGAGCUCGGCUCGAUGACGCUAAACGAUUGGUUCGCGUUUUUGAAAGAUUGCGAUUUAAUCGGGGCAAACUCAGUGGAUGGAAAUAAUAAAAAGAUGCUCAAAAGUAGCGCCGAACUGCUCUUUAUUCGAUUGAACUGGAUUACCGAUGCCUCGGGGCGGAAGGUGAAAAACGCAGACACGACGACCAACUCUGAUAGAUCUUUAGUUAUCACGGAAUUUUGUGUCGGUAUUCUCAGACUCGCGAAAGCUUUGCGUCCGAAGAAGUUUAAGAACGAAAUGUUAUCGGAAACUCUGGCGAGAUUUAUGAAAGAACGCAUCAUUCCUCGCGCGAAAUUCGUCGAUGUCGAGCCUUUUCGUAGCCGCAUGCGAGCGAAGCGAGUUCGUAAAGUUCUAGAGAAGAACGAAACUUUAAUCACGCACGUGUUUGAAAAAUACGCCGCGAUUGGAACCUCGACUUCUAUCGGAGCCGCCGGUCUGCGAACGAUCGAUUUGAACGAACUCGUCGGAUUAGUCAAAGAUAUGGUCGCUCACGUCGCGCGUUCGCAACCAGGAGUUCACGUAAAGUUUCUCGUCAUCCAGCGCUGUUUCGGAUUGAGUCAGAAAGAAGUCCUCGGCGAGGACGCCGGGGAAAUCGAUCGAGAAGAAUUUGACGAGCUCGUCGGUAGGUUGGCGGAGGAGUUUUACGACGGAACGUGUUUUUCUUUCGCGACGACGACGACGAAGACGACGAGUGAAGUGAACGAUAUCACCACUACUACGUUUACCUCGUCCUCGCUGGCGGAUAAAAUUUCUUGGUUCAUUGAGACGCAUCUCGCGCCCGUGUAUUGA